GUGUUGUAUGACAUUAUUGACAUUUAGAACAUAAUAUUACAUCUGUGAUAUUACAUGUGAAUGUCACAUGUGUGUCUAAGUUACAUAAAAAGUAUUUGAUAAAUCUGAUUUUGAAAAAUAGAAAAAAAUCCACAUUAACAAGCAACAUUAAACGUUUAAAUAAACUAAAAAAAAAUACAGUCUUUUGAAACAUUUAUAAUGGCUUUACGUUGGGGCAUUGUAAGUGCAGGCAAAAUUUGCCAUGAUUUUGUCACUGCUCUUCAAACUCAUCCAAAGUCUGAGCACCAAGUUGUAGCCGUUGCGGCUCGGGCAUUGUCAAGUGCCGAAAAUUUUGCCAAAAGCCAUGGAAUUCCUAAAUCUUAUGAAGGUUAUAUUAAAAUUGCUGAAGACAAAGAUAUUGACAUUGCAUAUAUUGGAACUCUAAAUCCUCAACAUUUUGAAGUGGCUAAAAUGAUGCUAGAACAUGGUAAACAUGUCCUGUGCGAGAAACCGCUCACAAUGAAUGAAAAACAAACACGCGAGUUGGUGGAUAUUGCCAAAAAAAAUAAUUUGUUUUUGAUGGAAGCUAUUUGGAGUAGAUGCUUUCCUGCAUAUCAGGAGUUAAAAAAGGUUUUGGAUUCUGGCAUUAUUGGGGAUGUACUUCAAGUGAAUGCUUCUUUUGGAUUCAAUUUACUAAAUGUUGAGAGAAUGAGGUUAAAAGAACUAGGUGGUGGAACGAUACUUGAUUUGGGAGUUUAUGUUUUGCAGUUUCAACAGCUGGUUUUCAAAGGAGCUACUCCGACGAAAGUUCUAGCUGUUGGUGGUCUGAACAGUGAAGGAACCGAUGACUAUACAAGUUCUAUCUGGACAUAUCCCGGUGAUAAAGUGGCAAAUUUGACAACGUCAGCAAAAGCGCAAUAUCCUAACGAAGCAGUAAUAAUUGGAACUAAAGGAAUAAUAAGAGUUCCAGAUUUUUGGUGCUGCACUGAAUUUAUCACUCCCGAAAGAACGCACAAAUUUGAUUUGCCAAAAACGGAUAUUCAUUUCAAUUUCCACAAAAGCGUCGGUUUGUCAUAUGAGAGCCAACACGUUAGAGAAUGUAUCAAAGCCGGUAAAACCGAAAGUCCUCUUUUGACUCAUGCGGAAUCAAUCCAGUUGGCUCAUCACAUGGAUACAUUAAGACAGUUAGUUGGGGUUGUUUUCCCAGAGGAUAAAUAACGAGAUACACUGAUCGACCGGCAUAAUUAUCGCAUCACUUAAAUUUUAAGAUUUAAAAUGCCUAAAUGGUUCUGAAAUAGUACAAAAAUUGAUGAUGUAGGAUAGUAGCAUUAUCAAGUAACUCAGUCGACUAUGGAUUUUUCAAAAACAAUUGGUGUAGAUUCAUUGUUUACUGAAUAAAUGUUAAAUUAUCAAAAUCACUGCUAAUUUUCGAGAGACAACAAUUAAAAACUGAGCUUCUUUCCAGGCUUGAGGAGGCAAUACUAGGUAUUAAUGAUUGUCUCCGAAUGUAACAAAAGCUUAUCUAAGCUAAAAAACUGAUCCGCACGGAAUUCGCUGUUUUAUUUCUUUUGACGUUCAUUAAAUUGUAGUUUAAUUGUAGAAGUUUAAGUAGUAAUUUUAGUUUAACUUAACGUUAAUUAGCUAAUUAAUUAAUUUUUGAUGCAUUUAUUUUUUUAAGCGUUAUUUCAAUAAAAAAAUUUAAUUCAAAAUUGAUGCGACAAUUUUGCCGGUGAGUGUAUAUACUUACUAAUAUUUUUGUACAAUAAAAUAUCAAUAAACUGAUAA
This is a messenger RNA of Tribolium madens (black flour beetle), 1764 nucleotides long. RefSeq names its product trans-1,2-dihydrobenzene-1,2-diol dehydrogenase-like. The record is from RefSeq and is a predicted model, not a curated record. The transcript is spliced from 4 exons. The coding region runs from base 199 to 1197 and encodes 332 amino acids. Lineage: Eukaryota; Metazoa; Arthropoda; Insecta; Coleoptera; Tenebrionidae. Gene Ontology annotation, molecular function: nucleotide binding.